Molecule: messenger RNA, 978 nt
Organism: Aspergillus neoniger CBS 115656
Lineage: Eukaryota; Fungi; Ascomycota; Eurotiomycetes; Eurotiales; Aspergillaceae
Product: putative succinate:fumarate antiporter (Acr1)
Exons: 5
Coding region: 1-978 (325 amino acids)
Biological process (GO): transmembrane transport; succinate transport; fumarate transport
Source: RefSeq, a predicted model, not a curated record
AUGUCCGCAAAAACUGUACAAGGCCGCAAUGGCAAGAAGCCAGCCUCCCCGGCUGUGAACCUCAUCGCUGGUGGUGGUGCCGGUAUGAUGGAAGCGCUCGUGUGUCACCCUCUUGACACCAUCAAAGUUCGGAUGCAGCUCUCCCGCCGGGCCCGCGCACCGGGUGUAAAACCCCGCGGGUUCGUUGCCACCGGUGUUGAGAUCGUGAAGAAGGAGACUGCCAUGGGUCUGUACAAGGGUCUGGGUGCCGUCCUUGGUGGUAUCAUCCCUAAGAUGGCAAUUCGGUUCACCUCCUACGAAUCAUACAAGCAAAUGCUUGCUGAUAAGGAGACCGGUGCCGUGACCAGCAAAGCCACUUUCCUGGCUGGUCUUGCUGCUGGUGUGACCGAAGCCGUGGCAGUGGUCAAUCCUAUGGAGGUUGUUAAGAUUCGUUUGCAAGCACAACAUCACAGUCUGGCAGACCCUCUCGAUACCCCCAAGUACCGCAGUGCACCACAUGCGCUUUUCACCGUGAUCAAGGAAGAGGGAUUCAGCACUCUGUAUCGCGGUGUCUCCCUGACUGCCCUUCGUCAAGGAACCAACCAAGCUGCCAACUUCACAGCUUACACCGAAUUGAAGGCUUUCCUCCAGAGAGUUCAGCCCGAGUACAGCAACACACAGCUUCCUUCCUACCAGACAACUUUUAUCGGUCUGAUCUCCGGUGCUGUUGGACCUUUCUCCAACGCCCCGAUCGACACGAUCAAGACGAGACUGCAGAAGACCCGCGCUGAGCCCGGUCAAUCAGCCGUAUCACGUAUCAUGGUCAUUGCGAAGGACAUGUUCAAGCAAGAGGGUGCUCGCGCCUUCUACAAGGGUAUCACGCCCCGUGUGAUGAGAGUGGCACCUGGUCAGGCCGUCACUUUCACCGUGUACGAGUUCCUGAAGGGCAAGCUGGAGACCUCCGGGUGGGCUUUCGUUGGUGGAAACUAUGAAGAGUAA